AUGCAGCGCUACUCGGUCGUUGUCAGCGACACAGGUUGGCCAGAGCCUCUUAAGCUCCUUGUGCCCUUCCAAUCUUCUGCCCACUCGGCCGCUCUGGUCACCGAGAUCAUCAAGCGCGCCACUCGCUAUGGUAAGACUCUCGUGGCCGCCAACUGCAUUCUGCGCCUGGCCAGUGUUGAUGGUCCCAUCCUCGACCCUGACGACACUUUGGCCGACUUGGUCGUUGACGAACAGCUCUUUGCCAUCUUCAAUGCUGCCAGCCAUGGAACCUCGACUCAGCCCAAGGACGUCACCAUGACUGGAGUCCAGAACGAUGCAGCCGGCGCCCAGCAGUCUCUUACCACCCGCAAUGCCAUUCCCAUCCGCAUUAUCACUCCCGCUAUUGCCAAGCUGAUGACCAAGGACCCAAAGGCUUUGCCUUCCCCUGCCUUCAGCCUUCCUGCCACAGCAAAGCUCAAGCAGCUCCACAACGACGCUGUCCGCCAUCUCAGCAACAAUCCUCCCGACUGGUUGGAUGCUGCAUCAAUCCUCGACCUUCACAUCUACCAACUGCCUAUUGCUCCGUCUUGCUUGGAAUUGACUCUUGAAGAGAUGGGCCUCGUCUCGUGUCUCAAGGAUGACAUCCUCACCAUCUACGCUGUGCCACGCCCUGCUUCGACCAUUCGCUCGCCCGAGCCUACUGGCAGAGUCGGCAAGAAUGAUUUCUACUCUACCGGCCCUCAGUGGCAACCCGAGGUGCCGCAGUCUGAUCGUGGUGUCGCCAUGUUCUUGUCGUCCCUCAGAGUCUUCUCUCAACUGUUGAAGAGCAACUCGAUCUCAGAUGAGCACAGAGAGAGGGUUGUCUACGUCUUCGAUCUUCAGUGCUCAUUCCCGCCCGCUGUGCGUGCUUUGCACUUGUUGAUUCAGGGGCGCACCAUCUCUCAUUUGGCCACUGCUGCACUGAGCCAAGCCUUCUUUUGCAUUCUUGAAGACCUGGGCCACAAGAAGCUGAUCAAGAACGACAACACUAGACUUUUUGAGGGAACCCGCCUUGUUCUCGGUCUCAUCAUGGAGAAGGCCAACCAGCUCAAGUCCACCGAAAUCGACGUGCCUGCUUAUUCAUCCCAGAUCCACAAGGUGCAAUUCCAGGCUUCUGGAGAGGGAGCAUAUUCCGAUCUCAUGCCUGUAGACGGUGACCGCCACCGCCCUACCACCUCAAUCUAUGCACAGCCGGAUACUGGUUCGGGACAGCUGAACCUGGAGCUGUUGUCAGAGUCCGAGCAGGAUACUUAUAUCUUCAACUCUGCCGACGACCUCUUUGCGCGCGUCCAGGCUCUACAGGAAGUUGUCAGUCCCGGCGACCUUCGCAACUUGCACCAGCUCGCCAAUCUUUGCGGCAAGGUCUCUCUGUCAGUGAUCAGACCCUCUCUUCUGUCGUCGGUUGCACCGGAGCACUUGACGUUCGACUCGCAGGGACAUCUCGCUGUCUACACUGGCAAAGCUGGUUGUGCCGCUCCUGGUCGAGAUACUGUCAUCUUCCGUCCCAUGCACGGCGAAGAAACCCCAAACAUAGGCCAGGUCGAGCAGCUUCUUGCUCCGAUCCUUCAGACCUACGAACAAGAUGGCACCAACGUCUUUGAUGUGCUUGGUUCCUCUCAGACCCGUGCCCAUGAGCAGCCUGAUGAGAUAGUCAUGUUUGCUGUGGACUGCAGUGCCAGUAUGUCGUCGGCUACCGAUCUUUUGGGUAUCGACACUAGUGCAGACAUCCCACAAGAACAGGAUACCCCUCAGAUCUCUCCUCAAGUCUACAAUCGUGUUGAACUCGAAGACACAAAGAAGUCUCUUUCCGAACACGAAGUCUACGAUGAUAUAGUGGGCUCCGUUGUCGACUCCAUUAAUGGCCAGAAAUCCAAUGUCGCAGCCAAGAUGCUGACUCUGCUUUAUGACAUGCUCAAGGACGACUUGGCAAAGCUCCACAAGGAACCUGUCUUUGGUACAUAUCAACGCGUCAACAACAACAUCAAGAUCGACAAGCUUGAGCUCUUCGCCGCUGGUGUCAGACGCUUUGAACAGGAACUCAUCGACAUGAUCGUUCUUCGCGCAAUGGCCGAAUCUCCAAAGAAGUGGACAUGGGAACUCGAUGAAGAUAUCCCUGGACGGGCACAGUUGCCGCCUCUUCCUAACGAAGUCACCCUCAUUCCUGCCGCUCUCAAGUGUCCCAUCAAGCUUGAUCUCAUCCAAGAUCCUGUCGUAGCAGCUGACGGUCAAGUCUAUGGUCGUCAAGCCAUAGCCAAGUGGAUGACCAUCAGACGCUCGUCGCCACUGACUGGUCUGAUGCUCGAGGACACUGAACUCAUCCCUCACCUUGAACUGGCCGAGCAAGCAGACAAAUGGCUCCAAGCCGAGGACCUCGUUGAGCCUGAGGAGCGCCCACUGAACAAGCGCCGCCGCACCUCACACCAUCAUAACACGAUCACGUUCUCGAGCUCUUCCCAUCAGUUCUCAAGAAUUUUCCUGCCCACUACGACCCUGCUUGACUUGUACAAGAUCGUAUUCCGUGCCAUGAGAGGUCGCUACAACUCUUUCCAAUUGAAGUUCAAUGGCAUUCUUCAGCCAUCCUCGAAUACCAUCUCAUCCUUGGGCAUCACUGGCGGUAGUGCUAUCACCAUCGUUCUGCCUGACGAUACCAACACGAUUCAGAGCGGAACCGCAUCCCUUUCUCUGAUCAAGGUUUACUCGAGUGGGAGCUACGAUGUCCCUGAGUUUUCUUUCUGGGUUCCCACGGAUACCAAAGUGUCUUUCAGAUCUCUCACCAUUAAAUGGUGGCGCUAUCAGUGGACAGAGAUGCCUUGGCUUAGCUAUAAGAAGCAGGAGAUCUGGACAGACCUCAGAAGCAAUGGCGAUAACCGCUAUGUUGGUAAUGUUGCUGAGGAUCAUGAGUCGCUUCGCAGCUAUCUCACCCCUCUCCAUGCUUUCGGAAAACUUGGAUAUGAGUCUGUCUACAAGGCUGAGUCCAGAAGCUCAUCUGAUGAUGAAGAAGAUGAUAGCGACGAGGAUCGUGAGCAUAAGUUCAAGCCUCUUGUUUUGAAGGCGAAAUUUUCUGAAGCCGCCGGCCAUGAAAAGAGAAAGCGUUCUUUGUCCCGCAUUCAAGUCUUGAAGCAGAUGUUUGAGGCUAUGAUUAACCGCAUGAUUGCCUACUCUUACAAGACCCACGUCGGCUUGGUCACGUUCGAUUCGACUGCAAAGGUGUCGCAGUCAAUCACUCACGUCAUCGAGAACUUCAGAAGGAGUGUGGACAAAAUGUAUACGAAAGGUGAUACCGCGCUCUGGGACGGGAUCAAGCUUGCUCAGACUGAGAUUAUGAAGCACGCGGAGAAGUAUCCCCAAGCACAACGUCGCAUUAUCUGUCUCUCUGACGGCAACGACACCAAGUCUGAUGCCGGACCAGCCGAAUUGUGCUGGGAGCUUCGCGGAAACAAGAUCGCUGUCGAUUCGGUUUGCAUUGGACAUGAUGACAACAUGGACCUGAAAGCACUCUCAGUCAUGCUCAACUCUUACUGUUUCUACCCCAGAGAUCUCACCACUGCGUUGGCCAUUUGUGAGAUGGAACCCGUCUUGUCGCUGACCGAGCGUCCACAAGCUAACUCCACUGCUGUUGCUGGUGUCAACCGCACCUCGGCUUUGAAUGACUUCUACAGCAUCCGGUACGGUGCUACGUUCACUGUCGUCUCCCAAGACGUCUUCCCUAGACGCAAGGAGCACCCCAACCUCGGGGACGAUUUCAUCGAGUUGGCCAAUUGUGUCCGAUCCGCCAACGCCCGCGCUCAAUCCAAUCUACCUAACUUGAGAGCAUCCCGCCUGCUUGUGGAGAUGCGUAACAUGGCUACCGAUCCUCAUCCGAUGUAUGAUUGUUACGUCUCUGAGGCUGACAUGUUCUUCUGGAAGAUUGUUAUCGAGNGGUACUGCAGCUUCUUACUGUACCUGGGAAUGCCUGAGAACUUCCCUGCCUUCNCCNCCAAAGGCCGUUUCGUGACUCCAAUCUUCCAUCCCAACAUUAAUCGCCAUGGCCGUAUCUGCCACAGCAUCUUUGACCGUGACUGGACCACCGACACCACUCUUAAGAGUGUUCUUGACACUGUUUACGGUCUUCUCCUCCAAGCUGAAGCUGGUGAUGCUGUACACACCACUGUCACCCUCGGCUUUCACCAUGACGAAGUUUCUUUCGCAGACGAAGCUCGUCGCCACGCCAACAAGCACGGCAGCAAGACUCGCGAGGAGUGGAGAUACGAGUUGCUCGACCUUGAUGAAGAUGACGAGAAUGACGACGAUGAGGAUGAAGAAGAUGGAGACGAGGUGAUGUGAUUGCUCAAAUACCACAUUCGCAUCCAAGGAUCGACGAGUGUCAAGAAG
Messenger RNA from Aureobasidium vineae, 4389 nucleotides. NCBI's taxonomy places the organism in Eukaryota, Fungi, Ascomycota, Dothideomycetes, Dothideales, Saccotheciaceae. The record is from the annotation of a GenBank genome assembly.